GGCUAGGUGGGGAGAAUGUUUGUGUCUCUGCCCACCUUGACUGUUCUUACCCCACUCAUCUCUCUAGCAGGACUGUACGACUCUGCAUCUGUGGAAGACGACUUCCCUCAGGGCUGCCCCAGCACCGCCAGCCUCUGCUUUUACAGUCUGCUCUUGCCCAUCACCAUACCAGUGUAUGUGUUUUUCCACCUUUGGACCUAGAUGGGCAUUAAACUCUUCAGGCAUAAUUAGUGCAACCAGCCAAGCAUAAAGAUACAUAGGUGUUAUGCAUCCAGCUCUGGAAAUCCUGCUGUCCCAUUUGGUUUGAGAGAAGUUGCUUUGCUAUUUCUCUCAGGCUCAGGAAAACUCUAGAAAGCUUAGGCUGCAGCUUCCUUGUACUUCAGCUCUGCCCUUCUGUUCGAAGAUUCUGGCUAUUUAAAGAAACAUUUCAGCAAAAUGUCCUGAUGGAGAGUAACUGGGAGUGGUCACCUACGGGCACUGUGUCAGCUCUAUCACUUGGAGUUUUAACUUCAAGGUGCAUGAUAAAGCCAUCUAUUGGAGCCGUACUGUAGUACUUGCAGAGAAAUUAAGUAGAACUAGUGUGACAUGAAACUGUAAGAACUGUAAAGUUCACAUAGAUUGAGUCUAUAAUAUUACUUGUGUUUCCUUGAUAUCAAAUGUUUACUAAUAAAAUGUUGAUUGUUUUUGCCCAUGAA
Messenger RNA from Perognathus longimembris pacificus (Pacific pocket mouse), 695 nucleotides. Its product is annotated as phosphatidylinositol N-acetylglucosaminyltransferase subunit Y-like. The record is from RefSeq and is a predicted model, not a curated record. Bases 16 to 201 code for a protein of 61 amino acids. The transcript has a single exon. NCBI's taxonomy places the organism in Eukaryota, Metazoa, Chordata, Mammalia, Rodentia, Heteromyidae.